Messenger RNA from Hydractinia symbiolongicarpus, 1944 nucleotides. RefSeq lists its product as uncharacterized. NCBI's taxonomy places the organism in Eukaryota, Metazoa, Cnidaria, Hydrozoa, Anthoathecata, Hydractiniidae. The transcript is spliced from 2 exons. The record is from RefSeq and is a predicted model, not a curated record. The coding region runs from base 552 to 1097 and encodes 181 amino acids.
GUUUCCUAUAUGGGAAACCAUUUUCCUAUAUGACAUGGGAAUUUCCCUAUAAAACAUGGGAAACCGUUUCCCUUUUAGUGUCAUCUCCCGAACUGAGUAAGUAGCCUUUAUCAUCACAUUACUAUUACAUCGGAAUCCUCGAGGGACAUUGAGUUGUGGUUGAAUUUUUUACCCAGUUGGAAUGGGAUGGCUGUCACCCUAACAAGCUUCUAUGAAAUGGUUUUCCAUCCCUUUUAACAACAUUAACAACACCAACAAUACACCUUUACGAUAAGUCGUGAAAACUAACACUCCAUCGCAGCUUAUUUUGCGAUCGGAGGAGCAUCACACUUUUAUAAGAGUUUAUUAAGGAGAAAACAGGUUCUUUCGUGAUAACUUUUUUUGCCGUGUUGUAUCUUAUUAUUAUUAACGUUUCCUGAAAAUUCAAAAGAAAUUGACACAACAGAAGUUAAAAAACUGGAGAAAAGAUGCUUUCAUCUCUAACAAACUCUCAUAAAAACACGUUUUCAAUGGAGAGCCGUAGGAAUGCAUGUACAAUUGAAUUAUCGUAAAUGUGUAUUACAGCAUUACCUUUCUCAAAUUACUUGUGGUUGUUAUCGCAGUACAUUUGUGGGAUAAGAAGUGGUCUGAUACCCAGGUUGAAAAGUUCAAAGAGCAGUAUCCAUACGCUGAACAGCUCCCUACUCCUAUCACCUCGUCAAUUUCUGAAUGCCCAUGAAUUACGCCUUCGAUGCUACAUUGUCACCAAACACCAGUCUCACCUACCGUUCAGGACUCUCAUUCUACAGAUUGUUUUGCAACCACGUUUCUAUCCGGAUGUUUUUGCUCUAAUCUUCAGCUUUAUGUCACUUUUAUGUCAACACUGGCCAAAUUGUGCCACUAUCAAAGUCUGCUUGUGUGUAAUGCAGUAUCAAAGUCUAAUCUGCGGAUUUUCUGAAAGGAUAUCUGACAUGGGCAAAUUGUACUACGCUACAAGCUGUAUUAAGUGGACUAAGAAUGCCGUAAGCCAGCAGAGACUGCCUAUCAUGUCCUCCCACCUACAAGAAAUGUUAAUGUUAUACCCUUUUAUGAAUCCUGAUAUUAUUAUUAUGUGGUAACACACGCUGAAGGUACACUUUUACUUCACUAUGUUUAUAGUGAAGUAAAAGUGUACCUUCAUGAUUGAAGAGAAAAGAGAAAUAAAUAUCCUUCAUACAUGAGAAUAAAUUAUUAAAUAAUUAGUAUGUUAAAUAAUUAGUAUAUUAAUUAAGUAAAUUGUCAUAGAUAGAUAAAUAAAUUAGUACUGAAAUGUACCUCGUGAAUAGAGAAAAUAAGAAUGUAAUUCAUGCAUUUGGGAGAUUUGGGUCAUGCCUUGGAAACCAUUCACAAUAUAUGAUCCAUGAGGACAUAAUAUUGUGAAGGGCAACCAUAACGUGCAUUCUUUGCCUUGGGAAAAACAUAACGUAAUUACACCAAAAUCUAUCUAUUAUCUGUCCUGCCUACUUCGAUUAUUUUCUUACCUGGCAUCCCAAUCCAUCCAAAGGUUAACUUUGCAAUGUAACAUGUACUCUCAUAGAGCAUUCUGGCCAACAUUGUAGCAUCUUCAAACUUGAGAAUCAAAUAAAGUUUGAACAAUCAUAGUGUAAUGGACAGCAUUGUUUUUUCAUGUUGUUUUAAUUUGCAACGCAAACCAAAACUUGCCAGCAUUUAAUUCCACAGAAUUUCACAGUAUUAAAACAGGAAAAACCACAUUAUUUUUACAUUUUGAAUAUUUUUUUCUCUAAUGGAAAUUAUAAACAAACUAAAUCAAAAAGUUUUCCCAACAAUUAAUGUAGCUGUUUUAAAAUUUUAUGAAGACUAUUUCUAUCCUAAAACUACAGCCAACAUUUUGUACAGGUUGCAUAGGGAGCGUUUACAUAAUACGUAAUCAAGUAGGGGGAGGGGGGUCAUCGAGAUUGCUUAUGC